CACAUCCCUGGCUGCAUGCCCCAUCCCUGUCUGUGCUCCAUCCGUGUUUGCCCCAAGCUGAAAGGCUCAUCCCUUCCUGCAUGCCCUGUGCCUGCCGAUGUGCCCCAUACAUACCUGAGCGCCUCAUCCCUCCCCAAACACCACAUCCUCACUUGCACGCCGCCUCUGUCUGCGCACCCCAUCCCUGUCUACCCGCUUCACCCCUGCGGUGCGCUCCGCCCCUCUCGAGCGUCCCGUCCCUGUGCGCCCCGUCCCUGCGUGCGCGCCGCGCAUCCUCCGCGGUGCCCGCUCUGUCCGAGCCCCGGGGAAGCCUCGGGGGAGGCGGCGGCGGCGGGCGGGGGCGGACUGGCGGCAGCGGCUGCUCCCCGCCUCCCUCCCCCCCGCCCGGCAGCAGGGGGCCGCGCCCCCGCGCACCUCCCUGCCCUGCGGGGCCCGGAGGCGCCGCGCACCCCGCGCCGCUCGCAGAGGCGCGCAGGGGCGGCCGCGAUGCAGGCGCGGGGCGGCGGAGCGGGCGGGCUCCGGUGCACCACUCCGGAGCGUCGCGGGAGGAGGAUGGCGGCGGCGGCGGGGCCACGCCGGGGUACCGGCGCCCCCCUGCUCGCCCUCGCCCUGGGGCUCCUCGCCGCCGCGCAGGUUUGUGGAGACCAAAAUCAAGAAGCAGUUUUCCUACGUGAAUUUACAUUGAUACGGAGAGAUAGUCUUCAUGACGAUUUCCUAUCUGAUUUGCUGCAUAACCACAAAACAGAAGAUCCGAGCUCCAGAACAGCUCGCUCAGAAGAAGACCGAGACUCACUGUGGGAUGCCUGGGGUUCGUGGAGCGAAUGUUCACGCACUUGUGGAGGAGGGGCUUCGUAUUCUCUGAGACGCUGCCUGAGCAGCAAGACCUGUGAGGGGCGAAACAUCCGGUACAGGACAUGCAGCAACGUGGACUGCCCACCAGAAGCAGGUGAUUUUCGUGCUCAGCAGUGCUCUGCUCACAACGAUGUCAAGUACCAGGGACAGUUUUAUGAGUGGCUCCCCAUCUCUAAUGACCCUGACAACCCAUGUUCACUCAAGUGCCAGGCCAGAGGAGCAGCUCUGGUUGUGGAGCUGGCACCAAAGGUUCUGGAUGGGACCCGGUGCUACACUGAAUCCCUGGACAUGUGCAUCAGUGGCUUGUGCCAGAUCGUUGGCUGUGACCGCCAGCUGGGAAGCACAGUCAAGGAAGAUAACUGUGGGGUCUGCAAUGGUGAUGGGUCUACCUGCCGGCUGGUUCGAGGCCAGUAUAAGUCCCAGCUCUCAGCAAAUAAACUGGAUGAUACGGUGGUUGCUAUCCCUUAUGGAAGCAGGCAAGUUCGCCUUGUGCUGAAAGGACCCGAUCAUUUAUAUUUGGAAACCAAGACUCUCCAAGGUGUGAAGAGUGAAAACAGCCUCAGCUCCACAGGUUCCUUUGUCGUGGACAAUUCUAGUGUUGAUUUCCAGAAGUUUUCUGACAAGGAGAUAUUAAGAAUAUCUGGGCCUCUCACAGCAGACUUCACUAUCAAGAUCCGCUAUGCUGGUGCUGCUGACAGUUCAGUUCAGUUUAUAUUCUAUCAGCCUAUCGUUCACCGAUGGAGGGAAACUGAUUUUUUCCCUUGUUCAGCAUCCUGUGGAGGAGGUUAUCAACUGACAUCUGCUGAAUGUUUUGAUCUGAGAAGCAACCGAGUAGUAGCAGAUCAAUACUGUCACUAUUAUCCCGAAAAUAUCAAGCCAAAGCCAAAACUUCAAGAAUGUAAUCUGGAUCCUUGUCCUGCAAGUGAUGGAUACAAGCAGAUCAUGCCCUAUGACCUCUACCAUCCCCUUCCUCGAUGGGAAAGUACACCCUGGACUGCCUGUUCCUCAUCUUGUGGAGGAGGCAUUCAAAGCCGCAGCGUCUCAUGUGUGGAAGAAGACAUUCAGGGGCAUAUCAGCCCUGUGGAAGAAUGGAAAUGCAUGUAUACUCCAAAGAUGCCUGUUGUCCAACCUUGCAAUAUAUUUGACUGCCCAAAGUGGCUUGCUCAGGAAUGGUCUCCGUGCACUGUGACCUGUGGACAAGGACUCAGAUACCGUGUGGUCCUUUGCAUUGAUCACAGGGGGAUGCAUACAGGAGGCUGUAGUCCUAAAACAAAGCCACACAUUAAAGAAGAAUGCAUCGUACCCACUCCUUGCUACAAACCAAAAGAGAAACUUCCUGUGGAAGCAAAGUUGCCAUGGUAUAAGCAGGCUCAAGAGCUGGAGGAAGGAGCAGUGGUGUCUGAAGAACCAUCGUUUAUUCCUGAGGCUUGGUCCACCUGUAGUGUCACCUGUGGAGUGGGCAGCCAGGUGCGGCUUGUGAAAUGUCAAGUGCUCCUCUCUUUCUCUCAGUCUGUGGCUGACUUGCCCAUUGAUGAAUGUGAAGGUCCUAAACCUGUGUCUCAGAGAGCCUGUUACAGUGGUCCCUGCAGUGGCGAGGCAACCGAAUAUACCCCAGAGGAAACAGAGCUGCUGUAUGGCAGCCUGCAGGAGUUUGAUGAGCUCUAUGACUGGGAAUACGAGGGUUUUACGGAGUGUUCAGAGUCCUGUGGAGGAGGUGUCCAGGAGGCUGUGGUGACCUGCCUGAACAAACAAACCAGAGAGACUGCAGACGAAACGCUCUGUGUAACCAGUCGCCGUCCUCCACAGCUGCUGAAAGCCUGUAGCCUGGACCCUUGCCCCCCAAGAUGGGAGAUUGGGAAAUGGAGCACUUGCAGUCUUACCUGUGGAGUUGGACUGCAGACCCGGGAUGUCUUCUGUUCUCAUCUACUAUCAAGAGAGACUAACGAGACUGUGAUUUUGGCAGAUGAAUUGUGCUAUAAACCUAAGCCAUCCCUCGUGCAAGCCUGUAAUCGUUUUGACUGUCCACCCUCCUGGUAUCCUACAGAAUGGCAAGAGUGUUCACAAACAUGUGGCAGUGGUGUCCAGAAGCGAGAUAUACCUUGCAAGCAGCGCCUAGCAGAUGGAAGCUUGUUAGAGUUGCCAGAAACCUUCUGCUCCAUGCCAAGGCCUGUUACCCAACAAGCCUGCAAAAAUGAGGACUGUCCUAAUGAAUGGCUUCUCUCUGACUGGACACAGUGUUCUGUGAGCUGUGGAGAGGGCACCCAGAGUCGAAAUGCCAUUUGCAGAAAGAUGCUGAAAACUGGGGAUUCUGUCAUCAUCAAUUCCUCACUGUGCCCACCUUUGCCAUUCUCAUCCUUGAUCAGGCCCUGUGCACUAGGCACCUGUGCAAGGCACAACAGGCCAGCUCAUAAGCAAAGCCCCCAUAUUAUGGCCGUAAGGAAAGUUUACAUCCAGACAAGGAAGCAGAAGAAGCUACACUUUAUUGUGGGCGGGUAUGCCUACUUGCUGCCCAAAACCUCCAUUAUUCUCCGAUGCCCCACAAGGAGGUUCCGGAAAUCAAUGAUCACUUGGGAGAAGGAUGACAAGAGGCUAAUCAGCUCAGCUCACAUCACCAUUGCACCCUAUGGGUACAUGAAAAUCCAUCGUUUGAAGCCUUCAGACACGGGUACAUACACCUGCAUAGCAGGACCAUCCCAGGAGCAUUUCACAAUUAAACUAAUUGGAAGCAACAAGAAGAUCAUUGCUGGGCAGCCAACUGGUAUCAGGGAGGAAGAGGCCAGGAGAAAGGCCAGCUCAAAUGAAGCCUUGCGAACACAGGAGAAACAUAUCAAUGGGAUUCUCUUCAAUGGGAGCAAGGCUGAAAAGCGAGGGCAUCUUGCUGAUCCCAGCAGCUGGUAUGACGAUAUUAUCUCAAGGCUGCUACAGCACAGGAGAUGGCCAGGGGAAAAUCUGGAGUUCUGGGAAGCCCAGGAGUCGACGGAAAGAAACACAUCCUCAGAGGAGGACCAGAGCCGGGAGUAUAGCCUGCCAUUUACUAUGGUCACAGAGCAGAAACGCUUGGAUGAUAUCAUAAGGAAUUUGUCUCAACAGCCUGAGGAGCUUAAGGAUGUCUACACUGAGCAGCUUGUUGUGCAGUUGGCUCAUGAGUUUUUCAAGAGCCACUUGGAGCACCAGGAGUCUGUCCUCAAAACAUCAAGGCGAAGAAUAGAUUCAGCCUCAGUGGAAUACCCUCUCAACAGGCAUGUUUCUGGAUUUACCAGCUCCCUGAGGACAUCAUCUGCUGAAACACUUUUUCCCAGCUCUGUAGACCUGGCAAAUGGCUUUCGCAGACCUCAUCAAAAGCCUGCCAUCCUCCGAAAGAUUUCAGCAGCACAACAGCUUUCUGCUUCAGAGGUUGUUACCCACCUGGGACAGACGGUGGUCCUAGCCAGUGGCACACUGAGCGUGCUGCUUCACUGUGAAGCCGUGGGAAACCCAAAGCCCACCAUCAGCUGGGCUAAGAAUGGAGAGGAAGUGAAAUACAGUGAUAGGAUGUUACUUCAGCCUGAUGACUCCUUGCAAAUUCUAGCGCCUGUGGAAGCUGAUGUGGGUUUCUAUGCUUGCAAUGCAUCCAAUGCCCUGGGGUCUGACUCAGUCUCCAUUGCUGUCACUCUAGCAGGAAAGCCACUGAUAAAGGCAUCAAGAACCACUGUGAUCAACACUGAAUCACCUGUCGUUACAGUUGAUAUUGGAAGCACAGUGAAAACCAUCCAGAGAGCAAAUGUUAUGAUUAGCUGCCAGGUUGCAGGUGUUCCUGAAGCAGAAGUUACUUGGUUUAAGAACAAGGUCAAGCUGCCCUCUGGUCGCCAUCUGCAUGAUGGGCUGCUGCUAAUUGCAAAUGUUUCUCUGUCAGAUCAGGGCUUGUACUCCUGCAAGGCAGCCAAUCUUCGUGGGGAAGUAACUGAAAGCUCCCAACUGCUGGUUCUUGAGCCUCCACGACCUCUUCCUUACCUAGAAGACUUGACAGCAGUGCUUUCCAGUGCUGGGACCAGCACUCGUUCAGUUCUGACCUCUCCCUCAGGAACAAAAAUGACCGUCAGCCCAGGGAGCUCUCCUCUCAUAGGGUGUGCUGUGGAUGGUCAUCCAAUGCCAAACAUCACCUGGUUCUAUUCUGGUGAGCCUCUCAGUCUGCGCCAUCGCCUCCUGGCAGAGGGACGGAUUCUUCAGAUACUCAACAUCAGUGAUGCUCCUCAUGGUGAAUUCAGCUGCCUUGCUCAGAAUGAGGCUGGCUCUCUCACACAAAAAACAUCCCUGGCUAUACAAGAAUACCAGUGGUCAGUGGACAAGCUAAUGGCCUGUUCAGCUUCCUGUGGCCACAAAGGUGUGCAGCUGCCGCAGUUGACGUGCUUACUGGAUGGGGCCGAAGUCAACAUAUCCUACUGCAAGGAGAAGCCCAAGCCAACCCUGCAGCCCAUAGCAUGCAACAGGAAAGACUGUCCUUCACGAUGGAUGGUAACAUCAUGGUCUCCCUGCACACGGAGCUGUGGAGGAGGCAUCCAGACGCGGCGAGUGACAUGUCAGCGCCUAACAGCGACAGGCAGCUCUGUCCCAAUGUCAAACGAGGCUUGUACCCAGGUGUCCAAGCGCCCUGUGGACACACAGAACUGUAACAGGCAGCCCUGUGUUGAGUGGGUGGCCUCUUCUUGGGGCCAGUGUAAUGGGCCUUGCAUUGGACCACGACUAGCUGUACAGCACAGGCAGAUAUUUUGCCAGACCAAAGAUGGGACUUCCGUGUCAUCUGAUCAAUGCAGUGCCUUACCAAGGCCUUUGAGCACCCAGAACUGCUGGACCGACAUCUGUGGCGUGCACUGGAGGGUCAGCCUGUGGACCGUCUGCACAGCUACCUGCGGAAACUAUGGCUUCCAGUCCCGGCGCGUGGACUGCGUGCACGUCCGCACCAACAAGCCCGUGAUGGAGCAUCAUUGCUCCUGGAGGCCACGACCAGCGAACUGGCAGCGCUGCAACAUCACCCCCUGUGAGAACAUGGAGUGCAGAGACACCACGAGGUACUGCGAGAAAGUUAAGCAGCUCAAACUCUGCCAGCUCACCCAGUUCAAGUCACGCUGCUGUGGAACUUGUGGAAAAGCUUGAAGACAAAAGCAAAGGAAAUGGAGGAACAAGGGGAUCUCAGCCUUUGCUUCACUGAGGCGAGGACUUUGCAGAAAAUAUAAAUGGAAUGGAAUUGUUUUUCAUUUUAUUUAUUUAUUUCCCGGGGGGGUGGGGGGGUAGUGGGAAGAAAAAAGAAAAAAAAAAAAAAAAGAAACACCUUUUACCAAAUUGUUGUUGUAAAGGGACGAAUCUGGGAGACAGAAUGCAGCAAAACAUGGUCAUGAGGGAUGAGAGUAGACCAUAAAAUGUCACUGAGCCCCCUGCAUGCAACCAGAAGUGGGCUUGUGAGGAGUGGAGCUGCCCCAUAAAGCAUGUAAGUGCCAGGGGAUACACCAACGGAUAGGGAAGUGGAUCAGAGUAAAAACCUAGCAUCACAUUGGAUCACCACAAUAUUAAAUGAAUAAUCAGACAGCUUGGAAGGUCACAGGACACUAGAAGAAAAACAAAACUAAACUAAAUAUUUUGCUGUGCAGUAUGAAGAUACUUCAUCUAUCUUACACUGCUUUGAGAAUAAAAGCAUGUGAUUUCACUUUAUAAACCUAUUUUUUACAUCCAAGAUUGGAUUAAUUUUUUCCUUUGUAAACCCCUCUCUCUUUCUCACAACACGCCUUCAAAUUAUUUCAGUGAGAAAUCCUUGCGAUCUUUGAGGAUCUGGUUUCUAGGGAAGUUGAACAAUGGUGUGUAAUGUAAGUGAACCUAACACACACCUGGAAGUGUUCCCAGGCUGUGAUGGUGAGUAAGGACUGGGGAUAGGAGGGUUGCCUUCAUCACAGAGGUGAGGUGACCAUGUUAAUUAUUAUCCAGAAGAAGGAGAGAAAGUAUGAUCUGCUAUUGACAGACUGCAGUACAAACCUGCAAACACUGUCCUGUAGAGCGCACAGACAGGAAAGACAGCGAUAGUCUGUAGUAAAAGGAACUACUUCAUAUACUGCAUCCUAUUAAUGCUUACUUGGAAAAGAGAGGAGUACUACUUCCCAGGGUUCAGGUGUUUUCAGACCUGGGAUUUUUGCAAAGGAACUUGAGAAAGUAGCUUUUCCUAUCCUGCUAAUGUGAAAUGUCUUUCUCCAGGCAAACAAGCCUUAUGGACAAGUAGUAGGGAAUAGCUGUAUUCUGAUCUCUUGUAGUUAUUCCUUCUCAGUAUAAACAGAAUGGAUUCAGCAUCAGCCUCAGAGGACUAUUGCCAAUAAUUUUAACAAACGCGCCCCUCUCCAGCAGCCUCCCACAGCAAAACAGGUGCUAUAAAGCAGCACAUUUUUAAGCCCAUGCAUAACACCUUGAAGAUACUGUCUGAAAAGUAAGGGUUAAACACCACACCCACAAAAUGACUUUGCAAGCUGUCUGUGAGUCUUUCCCCCUGGCCAGUUGCAGUGGUUAUUCAGCCAGUGAAGUGCUUCAUCCUUUUAGUUCCUGAGCACUCUCUGCUCUGCUCAGAAAAUGGCCCUAAAAUUAGAGGAAAUCUGCAAAGUAGAGUGUUUGAGCAUCAUGAACCUUUAAACAAGACCUACCUGGAUCUGAGGCUUUGAUUCAAGACCAUCUCUAAAUUAAAGGAUUGUCUGUGCCUCUUCCAUCACCCCCCACUGGGAGUGCCUUGUGGUACAUUAAUGAAAUGCUGUUCAAAUACUGCUGUGUUACAGAUUCCAUGAUGUGUGGAUUGUUCAGCAAAACUGGGAGUCCACUUUUGAGGUCAGUGAGAGGUUCAUGACAUUUUAAACUGUCUUGCUUUGUGUUACUUCAAAACACAUCUGGCAGUGAACACUCUUACUACAAAUGGGUCUUCAAGAAAUAGUGUUCCUAAGCAUCAGUGUAACUUUUUAUUUAAAAAAAAAAGAAGAAUGUCUUUCUAUGUAUGUAAAUGUAUAUCUUUUCUGUAUAUUUAUUAGGAUUUCUUGUAUAAAAAGUGCAAUAUUAAUAAUUGUACAUGAUUUUGUCCAGAUAAAACUAUUUUGUUUUUUUUUUAAAUCUCCCCAGAAUUUUGUUCCUCUAAAAUCAAUGGUAAUAGUGUUUUUCUCUUAAUUUUAAUAGCACUUGCAUUUAAUUGGG
Messenger RNA from Columba livia (rock pigeon), 8040 nucleotides. RefSeq names its product ADAMTS like 1 (gene ADAMTSL1). The record is from RefSeq and is a predicted model, not a curated record. The transcript is spliced from 30 exons. The coding region runs from base 16 to 5982 and encodes 1988 amino acids. Gene Ontology annotation, biological process: extracellular matrix organization. Lineage: Eukaryota; Metazoa; Chordata; Aves; Columbiformes; Columbidae. Gene Ontology annotation, cellular component: extracellular matrix.